GGAGAUCGGAGCCUAAAAACGUCAGCUUGCAACUUUAAAUGUCGCAGACAUACAUUGUUUGAUAAAAAGAUUUUUGCGAUGGAAGAUAUAUUAGAGCCGGAGUUAGUGUGGGUGGAUGGCAGAUGUUAUAGAUGUUGUGACAGUUCUGCUUGGUGUCAAGAAAACGAGCUGCAAUCUUAUGUUGAAGAGGCUUAUGAACCAGAUUAUGGAUCGAACGAUGAAGAAUCUUGCGAUGCUUCCAUUGAAAUUGUACCAGUGAGGGGUGAUCGCUUGGAACACAGGUUUUAUGUGAAUAGUAAUUUUUAUCGUUUUAUUAUUGGGUCUAAGGGAGCUACCUUAAAACGAUUGGAAACCGAUACAAAUACUGUAAUCACAGUACCUAGACAAGGUCAAAAUGGUGAUAUAAUUAUUACUGGAGCGAACCGCAGGGACAUUUUUUCUGCAAGGACAAGAAUUGAUUUGUUGAUAGAAACUUCUAGAAGUAAAUUAGAAUUUACUCAUUUCAUUUCAAUACCAGCCAACUUUGAUGAAGUAAAAGGAAAUUUCAAAAAAUUCAAAGAUGAUAUUUUAGAAAAUUGUGGCAUAGGGGCAAGGGGGAUACAGGAAGAAAUAUUUCAAAAACCAGAAAAAUUGCACCUUACCAUUAUUAUGUUGGUUUUAUUGGACGAAGAAGAUCGAACAAAAGCCGUUGAAGCUUUGAAUACUUGCAAGACUGACAUUGUCAUGCCAAUUUUGAAUAAAAAUGGACCAAUAGAGGUGGAGUACAGAGGAGUAGAAAUCAUGAAUGAUGAUCCAAGAGAAGUCGAAAUAUUAUACAUAAAGGUUCAUGAUGAGAGUGGUUGUCUUCAACAAAUAUCUAAUAAAAUUGCUGAUUACUUUAUUGAUGAAGGUUUAACAAGAAGACAGUACGAUAGAGUAAAGUUGCAUAUGACAGCAAUGAAUACACAUUUUCUCCUAGAUGAGACUCAAGAAUAUCAAAAACGAGGGACGUUUGAUGCAUCAUAUGUCUUAGAAACACAUGAAAAUACUUAUUUCGGAAAAGCAUUGCUCACUGAAAUUCAUCUCUCGUUGAAGCAUUCGAAAUCUGUAAAAAAUGGCUAUUACUUAGCAUCGUCUAAAAUUGUGUUUGAUGAUUAGAUAAAGUAAUUAUGACCUUUUUGUCGACUCGCGCUAUACAAUGAAAAUGGGUUUACAUGAAAAUUGUUACCCGCAAUACGAAAAUUAUUAACAUUUUUUUAAAAAGCAUCGCAUUGUGGAAGUACUACCACCAAAGGGUUGUAUUACACUUAAAAGUGUUGAAACACUAAAGAGGUAUAAAACAAAACUGAUAGUUUUUUCAGAAUCGUUAAUUUCCUUCAUACAAAUAUGGAUUGUGCAAAUAAUACCCAGUACAUUUUACAAUAUUAUAUGGUCACAUCGAAUCAACAAUAAAAAUAACAAGUGAUAAAUAACUUGAUACUGG
This is a messenger RNA of Copidosoma floridanum, 1462 nucleotides long. Its product is annotated as activating signal cointegrator 1 complex subunit 1. Gene Ontology annotation, biological process: DNA alkylation repair; regulation of DNA-templated transcription. Gene Ontology annotation, cellular component: nucleus. The record is from RefSeq and is a predicted model, not a curated record. Lineage: Eukaryota; Metazoa; Arthropoda; Insecta; Hymenoptera; Encyrtidae. Gene Ontology annotation, molecular function: RNA binding.